UAUGAGUGUCGUAUGCGAUGACUUUUAGCUUUCACACAGUCUAGCUAGAACAGUGUGUUCAAGCCGGUACUGUUUAACACAAUCUCAUCUCCAGCUAGUUCUCUGGUUCUGAAAAUUAUGGCUAGUUUUACUGCUACCUUUUCGUAUAUGAGUGUCGUAUGCGAUGGCCUUGAAUGCAAUGCCGUGAUCCAGGGACGAUAUUUUGCUUGCCUGGACUGCUCCAUUCCCGGCGGACCUAAUAGUUUUGACCUCUGCAUCUCCUGCUAUCUGAACCGAAACUACUCCCACUUCCACACCACUUUCGAGGAAAAGCACCUCUCCUCGUUUCCAGCUGUAAAUUACCGACUAGCAGCGUAUGCGACGGUGCCCCAAUCGGCGACACUGAUUUACAAUAAUGAGGCAGCAAUGAAGGGAGAAAAAUCUGUCAAAACCGGAACCGGCAUGGCCCAUCUUACAAGUGAUGUUAAUGAUGUCUGCUGCAGCAUUAUGUGAUAGGUAGAUCCAUAUGUACGUACAUGUAACAUGUAUAUAGUUUCCUGGCAUCCCAUGU
Messenger RNA from Argentina anserina (silverweed cinquefoil), 550 nucleotides. RefSeq lists its product as uncharacterized. The coding region runs from base 118 to 492 and encodes 124 amino acids. The transcript has 2 exons. The record is from RefSeq and is a predicted model, not a curated record. Lineage: Eukaryota; Viridiplantae; Streptophyta; Magnoliopsida; Rosales; Rosaceae.